Messenger RNA from Cygnus atratus (black swan), 5139 nucleotides. RefSeq names its product Rho guanine nucleotide exchange factor 7 (gene ARHGEF7). Gene Ontology annotation, biological process: intracellular signal transduction. The record is from RefSeq and is a predicted model, not a curated record. Lineage: Eukaryota; Metazoa; Chordata; Aves; Anseriformes; Anatidae. Bases 274 to 2685 code for a protein of 803 amino acids. The transcript is spliced from 21 exons. Gene Ontology annotation, molecular function: protein binding; guanyl-nucleotide exchange factor activity.
GCCGCUGGGGGGCAGCCUCCGCCCGGCCCUGGCGGAGCCUCCGCGGGCGCGCAAGCCCGUGAUGUCAGGGGGCGGGGAGGAGGCGGCUCUGCGGUUGCAUGUGUGUGUGCGAGCGUGUGUGAGCGUGAGUGUGUGUGACACGGGGUGGCGGUGUGACGGCGGGGCGUCGUCAUCUGCAUUCACAUGGGGGAGGCGGGGGCCUCCGCUUGAAGCCCCCCCCCCCCCAAAAUCAUCCCCCCCAUCAUCAUCAUCAUCAUCAUCAUCUCCGCGGCCAUGACUUCGGCCGAGCAGACCGUUACGUGGCUGAUCGCCCUGGGCGUGCUGGAGUCGCCCAAGAAGACGGUGGCCGACCCCGAGGCUUUCCUGCAGUCCUCCCUGAAGGACGGCGUGGUGCUCUGCCGCCUCCUCGAGCGCCUGCUGCCGGGCUCCAUCGAGAAAGUGUUCCCGGAGCCGCGCACGGAGGCCGAGUGCCUGAGCAACAUCCGCGAGUUCCUGCGGGGCUGCGGCGCCUCCCUCCGCCUGGAGACUUUUGAUGCAAAUGAUCUCUAUCAGGGACAGAACUUCAGCAAAGUUCUCAGCUCUCUAGUCGCAUUAAACAAGGUGACUGCAGACAUAGGGCUGGGCAGCGACUCUGUAUGUGCACGUCCCUCAUCUCAUCGGAUAAAGUCUUUUGAUUCUCUGGGAUCGCAGUCUUUACACAGUAGAACUUCAAAGCUCUUUCAGGGACAAUAUCGGAGUCUGGACAUGACAGAUAACAGCAACCAUCAGUUGGUGGUGAGAGCAAAAUUUAAUUUUCAACAGACAAAUGAAGAUGAACUUUCUAUUUCAAAAGGCGAUAUUAUUCACGUUACAAGAGUGGAAGAAGGAGGCUGGUGGGAAGGAACUCUGAAUGGCAAAACAGGGUGGUUUCCAAGUAAUUACGUACGAGAAAUAAAAUCCAAUGAAAAGCCAGUCUCCCCCAAAUCAGGUACGUUGAAGAGUCCACCUAAAGGCUUCGAUACGUCUGCAAUCAACAAAAGCUAUUACAAUGUGGUGCUACAAAAUAUAUUAGAAACAGAAAACGAAUACGCUAAGGAGCUACAGACAAUGCUUUCAAACUACCUGCGACCAUUACAAGCUAGUGAAAAGUUAAACUCAGCAAACACUUCAUACUUAAUGGGAAACCUGGAAGAAAUAAGUUCUUUCCAACAAAUGCUUGUACAGUCUUUAGAAGAAUGCACCAAGUUGCCUGAAGCUCAGCAGAGGGUUGGAGGAUGUUUUCUAAAUUUGAUGCCACAAAUGAAAAGCUUAUACCUUGCAUACUGUGCCAAUCAUCCAUCAGCAGUAAAUGUUCUCACAGAACACAGUGAGGAGCUAGGAGAAUUCAUGGAGAUGAAAGGUGCCAACAGCCCUGGGAUCCUUGUACUGACCACAGGCCUCAGCAAACCUUUUAUGCGUCUGGAUAAAUACCCCACGUUACUCAAAGAACUUGAAAGGCACAUGGAGGAUUAUCAUCCGGAUCGUCCAGAUAUUCAAAAAUCCAUGACUGCCUUCAAAAAUCUUUCUGCACAGUGUCAAGAAGUACGGAAACGGAAAGAACUUGAACUACAAAUACUAACAGAAGCAAUCCGCUGUUGGGAGGGAGAAGAUAUUAAAACACUUGGCAAUGUAAUUUACAUGUCCCAGGUCAUGAUUCAGUGUGCUGGAAGUGAGGAAAAGAAUGAAAGGUAUCUUCUUCUCUUCCCUAACAUAUUGCUAAUGUUGUCUGCCAGCCCGAGAAUGAGUGGGUUUAUCUAUCAGGGAAAACUGCCAAUGACCGGAAUGACUAUCACAAAGCUAGAAGACAGUGAAAACCAUAAAAAUGCAUUUGAAAUAUCAGGAAAUAUGAUUGAAAGGAUACUAGUGUCAUGUAACAACCAACAAGAUUUGCAUGAGUGGGUGGAUCAUCUGCAGAAGCAAACCAAAGUCACAACUGUUGGGAAUCCCACCAUUAAACCUCAUUCCGUGCCAUCUCACACACUUCCUUCCCAUCCAGUAACGCCUUCCAGCAAGCAUUCAGAUAGCAAGCCGAUACCACUGACUCCUGCAUACCACACUCUCCCUCAUCCGUCGCAUCAUGGGACUCCACAUACCACGAUAAACUGGGGACCUCUGGAACCUCCGAAAACUCCCAAGCCUUGGAGUCUGAGCUGUUUACGGCCUGCACCUCCAUUAAGGCCUUCAGCAGCACUUUGUUAUAAAGAGGAUCUCAGUAAAAGCCCUAAAACCAUGAAAAAGCUGCUUCCCAAACGCAAGCCAGAACGGAAGCCAUCAGAUGAAGAGUUUGCACUGAGAAAAAGUACAGCUGCUUUAGAAGAAGAUGCUCAAAUUCUUAAAGUCAUUGAAGCAUAUUGCACAAGUGCCAAAACACGUCAAACACUAAAUUCAAGUUCCCGCAAAGAAUCAGCUCCUCAAGUCCUGCUUCCAGAAGAAGAAAAAAUUAUUGUAGAAGAAACUAAAAGUAAUGGUCAGACUGUUAUAGAAGAGAAAAGCCUUGUGGACACAGUAUAUGCAUUAAAGGAUGAAGUUCAGGAGUUAAGACAGGAUAACAAAAAGAUGAAGAAAUCAUUAGAAGAAGAACAAAGAGCUCGCAAGGACUUGGAGAAGCUUGUUAGAAAAGUACUAAAGAACAUGAACGAUCCGUCUUGGGAUGAAACCAAUUUAUAACCAUUUUUUUCUUUUUUUUCUUUCUAUUGAAAGACCAGUUGUAAAACUGAGCUGGGAAGCCUUCUGACAUUAGUCAGUGUUGCAUCAAGAGCACUACAAAACAGGAUUUAACUGGAUCUAGUGAUUUCUUGCUCUGAACAUAUAGAAACAGCCAAGCCAUUUACUGAAGCAAUCUGUACUUUAAGUGUGGAGACUCUGGAUCCUGAACUCUACUAAACUUAAUUUGUUUGCAUCUAAAUUACCUCAUUUUGCAGAAGGUGCAGCACCUGACUAAAAGUCCAUGUUUUUCAGUGGCUUUUUAAUUAAAUAUAUAUUUUUCUUGUAAAUAUCUGUAAUUUUGAAUGCAUAUGUGGUUGGUAUAUCAGGGCUGAUAUGUUUUUUUUUCUCGUUCUUACAAUGCUCACAAGUGUUAGAAAUAAUGGCAGUACUGUCUUACCUGAGGAGGGUCAGAGUUCUUUGUGGAUAAUUAUGGAUUUGCUCCAAAUUACCCGCUCAUCACACAUGCAAAUUUUGAAAGUUGUUUUUCCUAUUGACCAGUGUAUUUAAAUCCUUUACUGUUAUUUAUGUCUGCACAUACAUUUUAAAACAGUUUACAAUUGUUUAAAAACAGUAUUAAACUACAGAAAAUUGUUUGACAGUAGAAACAAUUUUUAACAGUACUAAUGCCCGUGACUUACAUUCAUGUACACUUAUUUGGCAGACUAAUCUAUUGUGCUUUGGCCACCAGAAGACUGAUGUACUUGCCUGCUUUUUAUGACUGUGAUUUUUAGGUGUUUAUGUACUACAUUUUCUAUUGUUGAGCUUAAACAUACAGCUGGCUGAUAAUUUAAUGGAUCAUGCAGUUUGUUAAAGCAAAAAAAUCAAUCUAAUCCAGAAUUUUGUGAAUAAAUUGUUGCUAUUUAUUUUUUAUGGUCACAACAAUUAAAUUCUAGCUAACCUUUUUUUUUUUGCAUAAGAUGCAUGAGCUAGGCCAAAUUCAUUCAGAGCUUUGUUUUUAUACCACUAUAUAAGACUUUGUUUGGAAUUCCCAGACUGUGGAAGCAGAGUCAUUCCUUUCCCAUCCUGUUUUCUCAGCAUACUGCUGGUUUCUGUACUACUAAGAUUUAAAUGGAAACAAAUCUGGAAAUUAGAAUUUUUUCAUCAUGCUGUAAUUCAUAAUUUGCAUUGCUGGCAAAUUUGAAAAACACUAUCAUGAACGUGAUUGAAAACUUUUACUCCCUAGUCUGAAAGGUUCAAUUACUGCAAUCCUUUCCUGUAUUUAAAAUAGGAGAUGCUAUGUUAUUGCAAAUGCUGAGCUUCGGUUGGAGCACUUGAAACACUAAGCCCAUUCAAGCUCAUUUGUCAGGGUCCCUUGAUUUCAUCAAACUUUGGAUCAAACUAUAGGUGGUGCAAUUUUCUGAGGGGUUUUUCUUCACUUGACAGUCAGAAGUGUAGGUAUAGCAACAGACCCAGGUCACGCCUUUUGCCCUUCUUGAUUUUCUAGUGUCCUUUAACUCUUUUUAAAUAUAAUGUUUGGAACUAAGCAAAUGUUUAUAUAAACUUUAAUGAGUUGGUGCAAGAAUGAUUAGGGUGGUAAGAAUUGUGCACAUUUGAAUCUAAUGAAGAAUAUUUUUAAAGCUGUUCUUAGCUGAGAAAUGUGGAUAGCUUUUUUUAAUAGGAAAGAACAUAAAUGAUUACAUUACAGACUUGAGAAACAGUUCUGUGAGAAUAGGUACUUAAUCUGAAUAGACAAUUAAUUGUCUGAUUUUAAAAGCUGAUUAUAUUUGUAGGUAUUUUAAUUUGUGUUCCUACAAUUUAAAAAUGUCCUCCUUUAACUGUAAAGGAGCAGACUGGGUAAGAAAACUUAAGAAUGUCUACAGUAUCUAGCUACAUACACUCACAGAACUUUAAGUUUAUGACAAUUCUUGAUACCAAAAUCUUUUCCUUUUGUUUGCAGUUGCACAAGAAUGUUGACUGACAUCCGUAAAUCUUCAUAUUUUUAAAAAAUGCUCUUGCUAAAAGCUAAGUGAUACUAAGCUGUGCAAAUUCAUGGCACAUUGGCUAAAUUUAGAAUUGACAACGCCAAUAUAAUUAAAGUUUCUCUAACACUUCUACUUCCUGACACUAAGGCUAUUCUUAGAGUGCAUUUUACCUGUCAAUUGAGCAUAUGUAAAAGGACAUUCCAGAGGAAGAAGUGUAGAAGAAAAACAUGAAUCUUAGCAGUAUUUAGCAAAUUUUAACUCAGGAACAACUUCCAUCAUAACAUGGCUUUGUUUUACAUUAUAUUGUAAAGAGUAGCGUUGCUGUGUAAAUUUGCUGACACUUAGUACCUGUGAUUAUAAUCAUUUCUGACAGUACCCCUAUACUGAUACCUAAUGAACAUGCCUUAAACACUGGGAUCAAGCAGUUGUUAAAUAUGACCAGGACUUAGGGACUGAUUUUAUUCAAGGUGGAUUUGGAUGAUUUUUUUUUUUU